Molecule: messenger RNA, 1205 nt
Organism: Elephantulus edwardii (Cape elephant shrew)
Lineage: Eukaryota; Metazoa; Chordata; Mammalia; Macroscelidea; Macroscelididae
Gene: MARCHF1
Product: membrane-associated ring finger (C3HC4) 1, E3 ubiquitin protein ligase
Exons: 6
Coding region: 33-902 (289 amino acids)
Biological process (GO): immune response; protein polyubiquitination; antigen processing and presentation of peptide antigen via MHC class II
Cellular component (GO): lysosome; late endosome membrane; early endosome membrane
Molecular function (GO): MHC protein binding; zinc ion binding; ubiquitin protein ligase activity
Source: RefSeq, a predicted model, not a curated record
AGAAAUUGAAAAGGGAUAAGAGGAAGGAGAAAAUGCUGGGCUGGUGUGAAGCGAUAGCCCGUAACCCUCACAGAAUCCCCAACAACACGCGAACACCCGAGAUUACAGGGGAUUUGGCUGAUGCCUCACAAGCCUCCACAUUGAAUGACAAAUCUCCAGGGCGAUCUGCCAGUCGAUCAAGUAAUAUUUCAAAAGCAAGCAGUCCAACAACAGGGACAGCUCCCAGGAGCCAGUCACGGUUGUCUGUCUGUCCAUCUACUCAGGACAUCUGCAGGAUCUGUCACUGUGAAGGGGAUGAGGAGAGCCCUCUCAUCACGCCCUGCCGCUGCACAGGCACCCUGCGCUUUGUCCACCAGUCCUGCCUCCACCAGUGGAUCAAGAGCUCAGACACACGUUGCUGCGAGCUCUGCAAGUAUGACUUCAUAAUGGAGACCAAGCUCAAACCCCUACGGAAGUGGGAGAAACUACAGAUGACCACGAGUGAAAGGAGGAAAAUCUUCUGCUCUGUCACAUUCCACGUGAUCGCCAUCACCUGUGUGGUCUGGUCCUUGUAUGUGCUGAUAGACCGGACGGCCGAGGAAAUCAAGCAGGGCAACGAUAACGGUGUCCUUGAAUGGCCAUUUUGGACAAAACUGGUUGUGGUGGCCAUUGGCUUCACAGGAGGUCUCGUCUUCAUGUACGUACAGUGUAAAGUCUACGUUCAGUUGUGGCGCAGGCUGAAGGCCUACAACCGUGUGAUCUUUGUGCAAAAUUGUCCAGACACUGCCAAAAAACUGGAGAAGAAUUUUUCAUGUAAUAUAAACACAGACAUAAAAGAUGCUGUGGUAGUGCCUGUAUCACAAACAGGUGUCAACUCACUGCCACCUGCAGAGGGCGCUCCUCCUGAAGUUAUACCGGUUUGACGGAAUCAGUGGGAAUUUCUUCACCGAACAAGCCCUCGGCCACUACAAAUGACAGGAUUGAUCCUGAUUUCCUCUCUCCCUUUAUCUUCUCCUUUCUUCUGACUCAUACUUCCGUACUUUGCUCAAAGAGGGAGGGAAGAAACACCGAAUGACCAGGAUCUCGUGAUGCAAAGCCAAGAGUAGAAAGUGGAAAUAUGAAGUUUGCCAGAGAAUGAUAUCUAAGACAAUUACGCCCUAUUGGAACAAAGAAUGCUUUUAGGCAAUGACAAGAGAUGUAAUGGACAUAAACUCUUCACAGUAGCA